AUGGCCCCCACGCGCCCCCUCUCCGUCUAUGACGACGAGCCCUUCCCCGGGGCCGCCGCCGGCUGCUGUGUCCCCCUUCCCCGGCGGUCCUUCUCCCUCGGCUACCGCCCCCUCGCCUCAGACGGCGGCGACCUCGGGUCACCGGCGGCGGCGGUGACCAUUGUGGCGGGGAAGGAGAGGAGGGAGUUCCUGGUGGAGCCGCAGGUCCUGGAGAGCGACGCCUUCAAGGUCCUCCUGGGCUUGGCGGGGUCAAGGAGGACCGGGGACAAGGAGGUUGGCCGCCGGAGCAGGAAUAAGCGAGGUGGAAGAGGCGGGCCCGUCUUCGUUGGGGUCGACUCCAUCUUCUUCGAGCAUAUGCUCUGGCUCGCAGAGAACGGCGCCGCCGCCUCGCUGCCCCGGCGAGAUCUGGAGGACAUCAUCGACUUCUACUCCCACGAGCUCUGA
Messenger RNA from Spirodela intermedia, 444 nucleotides. Lineage: Eukaryota; Viridiplantae; Streptophyta; Magnoliopsida; Alismatales; Araceae. The record is from the annotation of a GenBank genome assembly.